AUGCAUUUUCAUUUUUUGAUUCUGAUUUUUGUGCUGUUGUCUGCUGUAGUUGCGGUUGAUUGGAAGGUAGGUUAAGCUUGGGAUUUCAAUUUUCAUGCUUUGAAUUUAGAACAUCAAAAAUUUAAAAAUUCAAAAUGUCUCAACUCAAUGUGCACAAGAUGUAUCCACUUGGAUUCGAUCUUUGGAACAAUUCGAUCUUGUCACUUUCGAAUGCCUAGCUCUCAAGAAAUGUUCUGAAAAGCAGAAGCAGAUUUUGAAGGAUAAUUUAUACGCGUUUCAACGUAAGUUGAAUUUUUCUUCUAGAUCUAUGUAGAUUUCCUGAUCACAAACUUUCAAUUCAGAACUUGAUGCAUUCGGAAAAUUUCCACCAGCUGGACUUCUCGAAUACACAACAAUAAUUGAUGGAUCUUCUCAAGAAUGCGAAAGAAUAAGUGGCAUAAAAUACGAGACAAAUUAUUGUUAUCUGGCACUUUUCCCGAAUCUCCUUCAAAAUCUCUCAACAACAAUUGCAACUCGAAGUGCAGUUUGUAUGCCAAAAUCAUGCGGAAAUCAAGAUCUGAUAACUCUCUACAAUCAAUUCGAUGCGAAAGUUUUCACAGCGAAAUAUGCAUUUUGUGCGAAACGAGAUAUUGAAAAAGAUUCGGCGUUUUGGGGUUUUUCGAUUUUUCUAAUCGUCAUUGUUUCAAUCGCAAUACUUUCAACGAUAAUAGAUUAUCUGCGAGAAACGGUUUCGGGAAAAAGUAGUCAUCAAGACGCAAAUUUAUAUUUGAAAGUUUUAUUUGCUUUUUCAUUUUGGACAAACGCAGGAACUAUUCUAUCAGUGAAAGAACAAAAAACUGGAUUUAUAAAAUCACUAGACUGUAUUCGAACAAUCACAAUGUCUUGGGUUUUAUUCGGCCAUCUUGGUCAAUAUUUUGCGAUUCCUGAAACCAUGGUUCCUCUCGAAUCAUUUCCCGAUUACUUUUUUCAUCAUCUUAUAAUCAACGCUGUUUUAUCAGUUGACACAUUUUUUCUACUUUCCGGAUUAGUUCUAUCCUACAUGUUUUUCAAAGAGCGCCCAAAAUCGGAGACGAUGAAAAAUCCAAUAACAUGGAUCAUGUUCUAUGUUCAUCGAUAUCUUCGGCUAACUCCUCCUAUGAUGAUUUUUAUUGGUUUUUUUACAGUUUAUAUGAAUUAUAUUCAAGGACCAGCUGCUGCUUCAUUAUUUAGUGAGUUGGAUUACUUUGAAAAAAUUUUAAUACAAUUUUUUUAAUUUUCAGAUAUUCAAGCAAUCCAGGUGGAUUCUUGUAAAAAACUAUGGUGGCACAAUCUCAUUUACAUCAACAAUUUCGGCUCGCAAAAUCCAUGUUAUGGACCAUCUUGGUAUUUGGCAGCCGAUACACAAUUAUAUCUGAUCGCUCCGAUUUUCAUCAUCGCGUUGUAUAUUUCAAGUGUCUUUGGGGUUCUGUUGAUUUUGGCUGGAGUUCUGGGAAGUGUGGUAACAACUUAUAUUUUAUAUUCGAUUUAUGAUAUGAGUGCGGAUAUUUAUAUUACAGAGUAAGAGAUUAUGAGCACGCACUUUUAAAAAUCUUCAAAUUUCGAUGAGUGAAACUCAAAAUGCACUUACUUCACAACAAAAUUGAAGUUGAACAUAAAUUUCAGAAAAAAUGAUAUGUGGCCGAACUAUUUUGGUGGCCGAGAAAUGUCGGGAAUUCGGCCAACGCAACAAACGCGCUCUAAUGUUGAAAAAAUACUCAUUGUUGGAGCGUUGCCGAAUUCCCGAAAUUUCUCGGCCACCAAAAUAGUUCGGCCAUCUUUUAUUUUUUUCUGAAACUAGAUUUUUGGGCCUAGAUUUUGAUGAGUUAGCCUAACUUUUUUCAAUUUUUUUCAUGAUUUACAUAUAUUUUUCAAAUUUUACAGAAUUUUUUAUCGAUUUUUCAAUUUUUCCGCAAUCCCUCCCCAAAAAAACUCACCAAUCGCUUGUAUCUCUCGAAUCUCACAAAAAUCAUCGAAAUCCGAAAUCUUCCAAGUUUUCCACGUCAUUGAUAGUGAAAUCCAAUUGCCCAUCAAUAUUUCGAGCUGAAAACUCAAAAAUUUCAAUCAAAACAGUGUUUCUCUAGAAAAAAACCCACCUUUCUUCGAUAAUUCUCGGAUUUUCCGUUGGUUUUUCAAUUCCAGCCCUGUAGAACAUCUAAAAAUUCAAUUUCUGACUGCAAUCCACUGAUUUUCCCCGGAAACAUGAAAACCCAGCAAAAAAAAAACAAAAAAUGAAAAUAUUUCUCUAUUCGCUAAACAACGCGCAACGCGGAGUGUCGUUGUUUUUUUGGUGAAUUGCAACAUCAGAUAAUUUUUUUUUAGCACAAAUGGAAAAUUUGGGAGUUUACUGUAUCAAAAACCUUGGAUUCGAUGUACACCAUAUUUAAUUGGAUUAAUUGCUGGCUAUAUAAUUGCAAUUUAUUCAAAACGUAAACCAAAAUUAAAUUGGAUGUUAAUCCUACUCGGUUGGUUAAUCGCAUUCGCAAUCGCUUUUGCUUGCAUGUUUUCAAAUUUUGAUUAUGACAAAGGCGCAUAUUGGAGUUGGUUUGCGAAAGGAACAUUUUACAAUUUCACUAGAAUUGGUUGGGCAAUCGCGUUAUCAUGGUUAAUUAUUGCAAAUCAUUUCGGAUGGGGAGGACCUAUUAAUAAUUUCAUGGCUCAUCCAAUUUGGCAGCCUUUUGGCAGAUUAUCUUAUUGUGCUUAUAUUGUACAUCUCAUGGUUGUGUUUUAUUAUUUGAAUUUGGGAGAGCGGCCGAUACAUUAUUAUUCGCUUUGGCAGAUGGUGAGUUGACUUAUCGAAACUUUCAAACGCAUAAUAUUUUUAAGGAUAAGAUAUUUCACGAAAACUAAGAUCCGAAAAUGAAUUCAUUCUAAGAAAUGUGAGAAAAUUUUUCAAAAACUCUUUUGAGUUCAAAAUAUUCCAUUAAAAAUGGAUAACUAGAGAUAAUAGGCAUUUCAAAUUUGGCUGAAAAUCAGAGUUCUGAAAUCCAAUGUUUAUUUAUUUUUAGAACAGGGGGGACCCCAUUGAAAAAUUCUGUCUCGAAAAUAUACGUUUCAAAUUAUUUUUAUAUUUUUUUAAGGUUCGAACAUUUUGUUAAGAAAAACAGCUCAUACCAGAAUAACUGAAAUCGUGUAUUUUUCUCAAAUUUUCGAACAAAAAUCUAUUGUUUCAAAUAAUUUAUUUGUAUUUUUGACAAUAAGAUAAUUUAUGAAAGUUCUAGGAUUUUCUAGAAAAUCCCAAAGAGGUUUCAUUAUUCUAAAGUUACUCUAACUCCGGAUUUAAACUUAAUUUUUGAUCCCCAACCUUUUAUUUUUACAGUAUGUCUACUAUGCAAUACCCGCCACAAUCUUAACAUUUACCUUCGCAUUUUUCUGGAGCUGUCUUUUUGAAAUGAGCACUUUGAAAUUGGAAAAACUAUUGAUUGAGGGAAUUAUGAGAAAAAACGAGAAACCGAAGAAAAAAAGAAGAUAA
Molecule: messenger RNA, 3487 nt
Organism: Caenorhabditis angaria
Lineage: Eukaryota; Metazoa; Nematoda; Chromadorea; Rhabditida; Rhabditidae
Source: the annotation of a GenBank genome assembly